GUUCCAGACAUCCCAGAUACGUCCGAGGAGCGCGACAGAGCUUUCGCCCCGACCAUCCACUUCUCCAAUAAACGACUGAAUGGGGCCAAAAUGACUUCCAGGGACGUGCUGUUUCGCUACAAGGAAACGCGACUGAACCUCGAGCCCGCCUCGGCCUCCUCCGUCAUCGAGAUCCGGGUGCCAUCGCCGAGCUCCCACGGGCGGUCGAACUCGCAAAGGACCAAUGGCUCAAGGCGCUCCGCCGAGGCCGACGAGCAGGCCUGGCGGGCAAGGAGCCUGGCCACGGCGUCGUCGUUAUUUCGCCGCAAACACCACCACCAGGGCUCGCCGCGGAGCUUCCUCUGGAGGGUCCUCGAGAACAACACCGUGCUGAGCAUCCGCGCCGCCGACGUCUGCCAGCAGAAUAGGGACUCGGACGCGCCGCUGGUCCUGAACCUCCGCUUCCCCUCGCCCAUCCGGGACUCGUGCAUCGGCUUCUCCGACCCCGCCGACCACGAUGCGCUGAUCGUCUUUGUUGUGGACCAUGCGAACGUCCUCCACUCGCUCACACUGCGGCCCGACCUCUUCAGGAAGCGUUCGGCCGUGGAGAAUGGGCUCGGAGAGGCAUACAAGUCUUACUCGCCGCCCGGGUUCGGCUUCAAGCACCCGCACCGCCUGGUCGCCGUCAAUCCGGAUCAGGUGAUCGUUACCAUGCAUGACGGUGGCAUUUUGCGAUUCGAUAGGAAUCUGUCACAGCACGCUGCCAUUAAUGGCCCGUGGAAAGAAACCAUCUACAAUGUCGCCGGCUGGGGCCAAAGCCUCCGAGGCCUCGUUCCUUUCCAGCGGAAUCCCACAAUUCGACAUGACAAGGUCAAUAUGGAGCUGACUGCUGCUACAUCAACCGCUAUCACUUCAAUGGGCCGCGACGACACAUCCUUCCUAUUCACCAUCUGCCUCGACCAUCGGAUGCGAGUGUGGGAUGUGCGGACAGGCCAGAUCCUCUAUACGGGCGAUAUCCUGAAUGCGAAGAGAGACCCCAACGAGGUUGGCAAAUGGACCAUCGACCCCUCUCAGAACAACCUGGUCAGGAUCCUAGACACGGCAUACGGGCAGUCCUUGGCUGUGACCUACUCCCCCCUGGGAGCCGGCGAAUUCAAGUUUUGGAAAGUCAAGUCUAAUGACCAGGGCUCCAUUCUUGUUGCCGACCUCUUCCCGAAGGAUCAUCUCGUGCCCCCUGCGCCGUCGUCGUCAGAUGUCUGGACUCUUGCCGAUUUUGGCGUGGCAAGUCAGGAGGCAGGGCCGGAGCUCUGGACCCUAUGGAAGAACAACACCACCUACCGGGUGCAGACUCUGCAGUUACGCCCCAAGGACAGCGCGGGCCCUUGGAGUGAUGGGUGGAAGGGGGUACGCAUCGAAAACGCAGUGCCUUACGCCCAGACAUCUGGGCCCUGCGACCCGACGGAUUCGAGCGAGAGAUGGCUGAACGAGAUCUUCUUCCCUGGGCGGUUCCCAAAGGCCACUCUCGAAACGGCGCUUGCCAUCUAUGAAAAGGGCGUGGCGGGGCCUGCAAGGGAGACGCCCUCGAGAUCUGGCAAGAGCUUGGCCCAGUCAAUAUGCUCUGUCGUCGGUUCCGUCCCGACGCUCGAGCGCAAUUCGGCUGGAAGGAUGGAUUACGAGAAAUACCGAGCAAACAGUGAGGUCCAUUGGCGGCGAUUUUACCGGCUCCUGAGCGAGCUGGACAAGCAAAGGGGUGAGGCCCUCUCCCUGGUGCUAGACCCGGAAGUGGGCAUGAUAUGGGUUGUCUGCGCCGACUGUUUGGCCGCCAUCAGGCACUGCAGCAAUCUCGAGCUCGUGUGCCACAACCUUGCGGCGCCAGAAAAGAACCGCGAAGACAUCGCCGCGCUGGUGCAAGCGGGGCUUACCUUCCUCGAGAGCUUCCCCGACGGCAUGUGGCAGCUCAGCCGAGCAACGCUGCUGUCCCAGAUGUUCGAGGACUCGGGCCAGACGGACGAAGAGCGGCUGCAAUUCUUCUCCGACAAGGCCGCUUUCUGGCGUCAGAUCAGUGAAGAGGAUUGUGCCAGCGUGGUCGACAGCCUGGGUCACAACUUCAGGAUCGUCACGCCGCGACUCUACGAGGACCUGUUUGACUUGGUGACCGCCGACCCCGACGAGAACAGCCGCGAGCUGCAGCAGGCCUUUACGAAAUUCGGAGGGAAGCUGAUUGUCCGCGCGAUCCAGGACAUGGCUGAGCUUCACUGGCAAAUCCUCUUCAGUCAGCUGAUCCUGCUCGUCCACAUGGAGUUUGAGUUCGAAAACGAGAAGGAUGCCUUGCACUCGAGAGUCGACGUCGGCAGCACCUACCGCCAGAUCGUCGAUGCGCUUCGACGGCUGGAACAUAUCAAGUGGAUGGCUAGGACGGAGAUAAGUCUCCCCGCCUCUAAGGAGCGCUCUGGGUCGGUGUCGGGGAGCGUCUCUCCUGCGAACUCUAAGCGCAGCAACAGCGACGAAACCCAUGUCAUCACCGUUCUCGAGGCGCUCGUUGGCCAUUUGCUCGGCCUCCCGGAAACUGAUGACCAGCCCCUGUUGACGAGGAUAACCGGCAUGGUCACGAACCUCUGCGCCCCCGACAGCGACAUUGAGUUCCUCCCGCACCUACACCAGUGCUUCCUCCUCAAGGUGGACAGGGCAGAUCUGGCCCUGGAGCUCAGCCCCUUUGCCGACCAAGACCCCUUCUCCACCUACGUGCAAGGCCGGGUUUUCCUGGCGCUUAAUGACUACGAUGCUGCUGCUUUCCACUUCAAGAAGGCGGCGGUCGGCUUGAGCAUCUCGAUGAGACACGUCGAGCGGCACAGCUCCCGACUCCUCGACGAGAUGGAAUGGAACCUCCUCAACAGCGGAUUGCCGAAUUACUACUCCCACAUCGUCAACCUCUACGACAAGCAGAAGGCGUAUUCGUUCGUGAUCGAGUUCGCCCGCCUGGCGCUGCAAUUCGCCGGCCCCAGCAGCGGCAGCAGCGGUGACGAGACAUCAUCAUCAUCGUCGUCGUUAUCAUCGGCCGUGAGGAAGGAGAUGCUGAGCCGGCUGUUCAUCGCGUCCGCGGCGAUAUCGCAGUUCGACACGGCGCACUCGACGAUACUCGCCAUGGGUGACGACGAGGCGGUGCAGCGGUCGUACCUCAAGAGGCUGGUGGAGCGCAUGUGCGAGACGGGCCAGAACAAGGAGCUGGUAGCGCUGCCGUUCUCGGGCCUGCAGGACAGGGUCGACGCCAUCCUGCUGGACAAGUGCAGGCAGGCCCGCGACGUCGCCCGCGGCGUCCCCUACCACCAGGUCCUCUACGCCUGGAGGGUCAGCCGCAACGACUACCGCGGCGGCGCGGCCGUGCUGCUCGACAGGCUGCAGAAGCUGAGGCGGAUGGGCGAGGGGGACAGGCUCAGUGGUGGAGGUGGAGAUGGCGAGGAGGAUACCCUCGACACGCUGGUCACGAGGCAGUACCUGCUGCUCAUCAACGCCCUCAGCUGCCUCGACCCGAAGCAGGCCUUCAUCCUGGAGGACCUGCCCGGCGGCGGCGCCGAGAGGCGCAAGACCGGGGCGCAGGCCGGCGACGAGGAGGACCCGUACCUGGAGGAGAUCAAGGCCGUCGUCGGCGGCGGCGGGAGGGACACGCGCGUAGAGCGACUCGCCAAGAUUGUGGCCAGGGGCGGCGGUCCGGGGGAUGAUGCGGAGCGGAGGGUCGUCACGCUCGGGGACGUCCGCAGGCAGUACCAGGAGGAGCUGGACCGGAUCGUCGCCAUACAGAACGACGAGUACGCGUACGCGCCGGCCGAGGAGGACGAUGACAACGAGGACGGGAUGGAUGUGACGGCGUGAAAAUGAGGCCGGGGGGAGAACGGAGAGAAUAAGUAAGGGGUCAUGUAAAGACGUGUAGGAUCAUGGUGUCGUCUUUUCUCAGGUUAUGGAAUGAUACCUCUUCUUUCAAUGGAGUCACGAAAAGAGAAAAGUGAACAAAGAACGGAAAAUGGUAGAUAGGUAGACUAGGAUUAAUCGAGCCUGAAGAAACCAAUGUUUUCUUUGGGAAAGGGGAG
This is a messenger RNA of Phialemonium atrogriseum, 4061 nucleotides long. RefSeq names its product nucleoporin Nup120/160-domain-containing protein. The transcript is spliced from 3 exons. Lineage: Eukaryota; Fungi; Ascomycota; Sordariomycetes; Cephalothecales; Cephalothecaceae. Gene Ontology annotation, molecular function: protein binding; structural constituent of nuclear pore. The record is from RefSeq and is a predicted model, not a curated record. Gene Ontology annotation, cellular component: nuclear pore. Bases 91 to 3846 code for a protein of 1251 amino acids.